Messenger RNA from Diachasmimorpha longicaudata, 3408 nucleotides. It is a transcript of the gene MICAL-like, whose product is annotated as MICAL-like protein 1. The coding region runs from base 411 to 3188 and encodes 925 amino acids. Gene Ontology annotation, molecular function: protein binding. Lineage: Eukaryota; Metazoa; Arthropoda; Insecta; Hymenoptera; Braconidae. The transcript has 8 exons. The record is from RefSeq and is a predicted model, not a curated record.
CUCGUGGCGUUUCAGUUGUCGUUUCGCACGCGCACGAGAUACUUUAAGGCCCCUCAGUACCCCACUCCUAUUCGCAAUCUCACCUGUUGGAGAGGAAAAAAAAAAAAGUAACAGUCCCAAUUACAAUCGGGUAAACAUACGAGCGAUACGUGAAUAAUUUACGCUCUGAUUAAUUCGUAAGGCAUAAAAGUUUGUACAAAGUUUUACAACAUCGAUUAUAACCGAUUUAUUCACGAGUGUGAGGCCCGAAAAUUGGUUUUGUGGGCCCAAUUGUUCGAGAAACAGUAGGUUCCCUGGAGAAAUCGGUAGUUCCUGGAUUAUGACUUAAGAAUAAAAAAUAAUCACCGAAAGCUGAGAUAAUUUGUCAUAGUGUUUUAAAAAAAAGUUGGAAAAUCCAUUGAAAAAUCAAAAUGUCGGAGAGACGUGGCCCCAAGGCCCUUGAGCUCUGGUGUAGACGCAUAACGGACGGUUAUCCAGGAGUUAACGUGCAAAACAUGACCACCUCGUGGCGAGACGGUCUUGCUUUCUGUGCGAUGAUUCAUCACUUUCGUCCCGAUCUCAUUGACUUCAAUAGCCUGAACAAGGACGACGUGUAUGGCAACAACGAGCUGGCCUUCAGAAUCGCCGAACAACAUCUGGGCAUCCCUGCACUACUUGAUGCUGAGGACAUGGCCUCGUGCUCUGUACCAGAUCGAUUAUCAAUUUUGACUUAUCUCUCACAAUUUUAUCAGCACUUUGGUGGUUCAUCACCGAGUAGACUAGCCCUCAGAUCGGCUGAGAACACGAGCCAAGGAAUGACACCGGUAACUGAGUCCCCACAGCCAAAGGUAAUGUCCCGUCUGGCUAUGCGUCGGGAGGUCUGCGCGGUGUGCACCCUGCCGGUAUUUCUCGCCGAAAAAUUGGUCAUAACCCGUCGCACGUAUCACCGAACGUGUUUCAAAUGUGCCCGCUGUACCAAUCAACUAACACCCGGAAAUUUCUACGAAACUGAGGAAGGUGACUUCUGCUGCGAGACAUGCCCCGAUGAAGAUAAAUCAACUCCCCUAUCCUCACCAACUUCCACCGCCCUAUCAACUCCUUCAAUACCAUCGACUCCUCUACCCACCCCUAGAUCACUGAGUGAUGAAGAGAAGACGAAAAAAAAUCAUGAAAAUCCAUCAAAAACAACGCGUAUGAGACUUGAUUUUAUGUCCCAUCAACUCGAAUCAUCAACCGUUGACUCAGUUCCCGAUCAUCCUCCACCCCCAAUCCCCCACGAUCCACCAAUCAGUGAAUCACUUGACGAGUGUCGUCAAUCCCCGAGAGACAAUUUACCCCUUAAUUUUACCGAUAAUAAUGAUGUUGAUGUAACAAGUGUUGAAUUAAAUGUUGACGAUAAUGUUGUAAUUGUGUGCAAGGAUACCAAAGAGACACUUGGCGUUGAUAGUGACAAUGAUGAUGUUGAUGAAGCCAGUCAGUGCCUUUCAAUUGUACAGAAGAGACUCAAGAUGUUUGAGAAAAUUGGUGUUGAUGAGGUGUUCGUGAAAAAUACUAAUUUACGUCAAGUUGAUAAUGACAUUGAUAAACAAAUUGAUAAUGACUGUGUGGAGCCCGAUUCGUUAGAAUUAUUGGAUUCAUCCCAACAAAUUGAAAAAUCAGUUGAUAACAUUGAACAAAUUAAAAACGUUGAUAAUUCUGAACCUGUUGAUAACAACAAAGAUGUUGAACUGUUGACCGCCGACGGAAUUGAUCUGAGCGUGGAAUAUCCCGAGGACAUGAAUCCAUUCAACAGCGAUGACGACGACGAUGAUAACAACAAGGUUGAUGUCCCCGAGCUGUUGAAAACCCCCAAAGUAUCGACGAAUCCUUUUGGCAGUAGCGAAGACGACGAUGAGGAGAAAGUACCGACACCCGCAGCUAGACGAAGAACGGAAUCAGUGGAGCCGGUGAAAAGGAGACUCCAGGCACCUCAUAUCAAUCUCAACCCUUUUUGGAGUGAUGAGGAAGAGGGGGAGAGUGAUGAUGAAGCGCCCAAGGUGAUUCCAGUUCCAAAACCAAGAACAAUAAGGGAUAUUCCUGGAAAUUUAGAACGCACUGGAUUGUAUGCCUCCAGCAGUUCGCUGGCAAGUACCAGUUCCACAACUACAACACCCGGGGGUACAUACAGAAAGAGAAAGCCAGCACCACCACCACCAGUUUGUAAUGAACGAGGCCCAACGAUUAUAUCCGAUAUUAAAUCACCACAGUCUUCACAUAAUUCACCAGUAAAAACACCGAGGGCGAGAAAAUCGAAGCCAGCCCCACCUCCCCCACUUCCCACGAGCCUCUUAUCAACCCUAUCCCUGUCGUCUACUCCCUCCUGGGAGGAGGAGAAAAUUUCCAAGAAUCAAUCGAACAAAUCAAAACAGUCUCAGAGAUCUCCUCCACCGAUUGACGAAGACGACUCUUUCUCCUACACUGACAAGAGUACACAGGGCAAAUGGAAGCGUAAAAAGGGCCCAGCACCGGCCCGUCCAGUUCCACAAAGGCGUAAGAUCAAGGUGAUGUCAAUGAAGGAUGUGAAAUUAGAACUAGACGAGAUAGAAAUGCAGCAACAGGGACUCGAGAGACAGGGGGUGAGACUUGAGCAGUUGAUAAGAGACAGAUGUGAGAAUGAUCAUGACAAUGAUCCCCCAAGAGUUGAUAACAUGACAAUGGAUGUUGAAGAGCUCGUUCUCGAGCUCUUCUCAUUGGUCAACGAGAAAAAUGAAUUGUUCAGGCGACAGGCGGAGUUGAUGCUGUUGAAGAGACAGCAGAGACUCGAGGAGGAACAUGCCGACAUUGAGUAUCAGAUAAGAUGUCUAAUGUGUCAACCAGAGGCCACUAAGACUGAUUUUGAUAAGCAGAGGGAGGAGAAGCUCAUUCAAAGGCUUGUUGAGAUUGUUGAGAGGAGAAGUGAAAUUGUUGAGUGCCUGGAGAUGGACAGACGGAGGGAAGUGGAGGAGGACAAGAGCAUCAACAUGCAUAUGGGACUUUAUGCAGCUAAAAGUAAAGGAGAUUUGACGAAAGAUCAAGAAUUUUCACCGAAACCUCAUAAAUCCAAAAAACUGAAGAUCAAGGGAAUAAUUCUCGACAAACAUCUGAAAAAAAUACACAAGAAAGAUGCUGACAAGGACGUGGAUGAGACUGAAGUCAAGAUUAAACGUCAAAAUAAAAAAAAAUGGUUCUAGUAUCAUAUCAGUUAGCACACUCUCAUGAAACAUCCAUGUGAAAUGUAGAAUCUCAAAUUUAUGUUUUAAGAGUCAAAUCAAUAUUUAAUACAUCAAUUUUUUUUUAUACAUAAUAUUUUUCCUCGAUGAUACCCUUUGUAUUUUGUAUUUAUGGAAUAAUUACUUUCUUUUUUCGUAGUUUAUGUACACUGUAGUUGAAUAAAUGUAAGUUUAAAAAUAA